Molecule: messenger RNA, 4668 nt
Organism: Erpetoichthys calabaricus (reedfish)
Lineage: Eukaryota; Metazoa; Chordata; Cladistia; Polypteriformes; Polypteridae
Gene: trak1a
Product: trafficking protein, kinesin binding 1a
Exons: 17
Coding region: 64-3231 (1055 amino acids)
Biological process (GO): endosome to lysosome transport; neurogenesis; anterograde axonal transport of mitochondrion
Cellular component (GO): dendrite
Molecular function (GO): GABA receptor binding
Source: RefSeq, a predicted model, not a curated record
CAAGUGUGGAGGAUUUUAGAGUCGCGUGGAUAAUUCCUUCCAUUUACUUGGCUCACAAGACAGAUGAGGUACGUGGAGAACACUGGUAGUAAGAGCAAGCCUGGCCUGCUUUUCUGCCUUCCCGACGCUGCUGCCAGUGCUGGCUCUGCUAAUGGCACAUUGCACUCCCCUGUGAAAGCUGCCAAGCUGGACGCCACAGCUUCGCACCACAACGCCUCGGCCAUUGCCCUGCCCUCUUCAGAAUCCAGUGAUUGCCCAGCGCUAGCCUGUAGAUCAGGCACCGGUGAAGAGCAUUAUGUGAGUGAGGCACUGAAAUUGGAGGAUGAGCCAAACUACAGAGAGUACAGAGAUGCCGGUACUAUUACUGACGUCUGUAAUAGUACUGAUCUUCCAGAAGUUGAAAUUAUCAGCCUACUGGAAGAACAGCUGCCACACUAUAAGCUAAGAGCAGACACAAUAUAUGGUUAUGACCACGACGACUGGCUCCACACUCCUCUUAUUUCUCCAGACGCCAAUAUCGAUCUGUCUACAGAACAGAUAGAGGAGACCUUGAAGUAUUUUCUUCUGUGUGCUGAAAGAGUGGGCCAGAUGACUAAAACAUACAAUGACAUAGAUGCUGUCACACGUCUGCUUGAAGAGAAAGAGCGAGAUUUAGAACUAGCUGCACGAAUUGGUCAGUCAUUGUUGAAGAAAAACAAAAUCCUCACCGAGAGAAAUGAGCUGCUUGAAGAACAAGUCGAACACAUUCGAGAGGAGGUUUCUCAGCUCCGUCAUGAACUAUCUAUGAAAGAUGAGCUUCUUCAAUUCUAUACCAGCGCUGCUGAAGAAAGCGAACCCGACUCUGCGUGUUCAACACCGAUAAGGCGAAAUGAUUCAACCUCUUCUGCUCAGAAUUACUUCCCUCUGGACUCUCUACAGAGGAAACUCAAGGAUCUCGAGGAGGAGAAUAUUGUUCUCAGGUCAGAGGCUUGUCAUUUGAAGACGGAAACAAUAACCUAUGAGGAAAAGGAACAGCAACUUGUCAACGACUGCGUUAAAGAGCUACGUGAUGCAAAUAUUCAGAUCACCUCAAUUGCAGAAGAAUUAGCCAAGAAAACGGAGGAUGCUGCUCGGCAACAAGAAGAAAUCACACACCUAUUAUCCCAAAUAGUUGACUUGCAGAAGAAGUCCAAAGCAUAUGCAGUCGAAAAUGAAGAACUUAGCCAACAUUUGGGUGCAGCCAAAGAUGCCCAACGCCAGCUCACUGCAGAGUUACGAGAGCUGGAGGACAAGUAUGCAGAGUGCAUGGAGAUGCUUCAUGAGGCGCAGGAAGAGCUGAAGAAUCUAAGGAAUAAAACCAUGCCCAACAGCACUCCACGCCGCUAUCACUCACUGGGCUUGUUUCCAUUGGACUCGCUGGCUGCUGAGAUAGAAGGAACAAUGAGAAAGGAGCUUAAGAUGGAGGACCCCAUACUGGAGGAGCAAAAGAUACACCACCGGCGUGUGUUUGAAACUGUGAAAAAUAUCAACCAAACUGUAAAGCAGAGGUCUUUGGCUCCUUCCCCCAUGAACAUCCCAGGGUCUAACCAGUCUUCAGCUGCUUCCAGUUGCCGCAGCACUCCCCGAUCAAGUUUUUAUGGUGGUGAUGUAACCAACAUUGUCAUAGACAACCGCACAAACAGCAUCAUUCUGGAAACGGAAUCAUGCAAUGAAAGUGAAGAUCCAAAUAAAAAGCCUGGAACGCCGGGAACUCCAGGAUCCCAUGACCUGGAGGCAGCAUUGCGGAGGCUGUCUUUGCGACGUGAGAACUACAUAAGUGAACGUCGCUUCUUUGAAGAGGACCGCGAAAGAAAGCUCCGAGACCUCGCCGAGAAGGGCGAGAUGUACAGUGGCUCCCUGACUCCCACUGACAGCAUCAUGUCCCUGGGCACUACACACUCAGGCUUGUCUUUCCUCUCCUUCUCCAGCCGCUCCUACCUGCCUGAAAAGCUGCAAAUAGUCAAGCCCCUUGAAGGUUCUGCUACAUUGCAUCACUGGCAGCAGCUGGCUCAGCCAAACCUGGGAGGCAUCCUGGACCCGAGGCCUGGCGUUGUGACAAAGGGCUUCAGGCCACUGGAGCUUGAUCUGGAAGAGGUGUACCAAUUCACAGACUUUGAAGAAGAUGAGCAAGGUGACCUUUCUUUCCAGGACCUUACUACCUCAACCCCUGUUCAGCACAUGGAGGCCUCAGGUGAGAGGUCACGAGGGCAGCAAGUAACUGUUACAGAGAGCGCCACUAUCUCGAGCCAGGCCCAGCCUGUCACCCAGGAGACACAGGAGCAGAAGUCUGCCGGUGAUGAGGUUUCUGUUCACUAUCCUGGUAAAUGUAUGUCACACACCAGCUCCACCUACACUUUCACUACCUGCCGCAUUCUGCAUCCCUCUGAUGAGCUCACCCGCGUUACUCCAAGCCUUAACACUGGCCCCACUCCAGCAGCGUAUGUUACACUGAAAUCCACUCCUGCUGCCACUCCGUGCACUCCUCGUCGUUUGAGUCUGGCAGAGUCCUUCACUAACUUGCGUGACUCCACCAAAACCACGAGCACGUCCCUGGGGCUUGUCAGGAUGUUACAAGAGAAAGGCAUCUCGGCUGCGGUCUACAAUCCCCAGAGCUGGGACCGGGUGCACAGUGUGCCCACUGCCUUCCUCAGCCCCAGUGUCACCAAAGUAGAAACUCUUCCUUCCACUCCCCCCAACUCUCCAACAGUGCUGCAGCCCAGCCCACCCUUUGACUUCAAGAGUUCCAGCCCUCCAUAUGACAACUUUUUAGCAUCCAAGCCCGCCAGCUCCAUUUUGAAAGAAGUAAGAGAACAAAGCAAGAGUAUUUGCAAUAGUGAGAGCCAGACAGAUGUGAGUGUCAGCAACCUCAAUCUGGUCGACAAGCUGAAGCGGUUUGGCAUGUCCAGACCCACGUGCCUGGCCGGUCCUGCACAGGCGACAUCUGUGACUGGCUUUGGGGGGCCUAUCCUUAAUGGAGCACGUCGACCCAUCUCCUCUUUUGGCCCCGGAGGACUUGUCAGGGAGAGUCUUCCUUUGGGCUGCCCCGUGGUGGUCACCAGUGCCAUAGGGGGACUUCAACUGAAUUCGGGCAUUCGACGCAACCGCAGCUAUCCUACCAUGGUAGGAGCCAGCAUGCAGAUGAAGGGCCCCGUGCCUCAGACUUCAGGGAUACUGAUGGGGUCCUCCCUUCCCAAGCAAACGAGCCUUCGGUAGAACUUUUCAUCAGUAUGCUUUGUUCUGCUUGGUUUCUUAAUCCUUAGUUUUAAAAAAAAAUAAUAAUAAUUUUAUUAUAGUGGUCGACACUCCUAUGUGCCUGGUGUAUAUCUUUUUUGUUUUAAGGUGCACUCACCCCUGAAUUGUACUGUUGUUUAAAAGAAGAAAAUUCUCUUUGUUGAGGUGCUCUCGAGAGUUUGCUGCAAUAUGUCUGAAAACUGUAGGAAAUGGAAACAAGUUAAAAGCAAAAUGUAAGCGUUUGCCAUUCUCUGCAUUUGGGGCAGCACUGAGCAUUACGCGUUCAGUUCUCCAUCUUCAGUGUGAACAUCCAUCCCUCCAUUGUGUGUAUUUACCUGUUGCUUUGUACAAUCUGUCCUUUUUUUAUUAUUGAGUAAGUCACUUGCCUAACCCAAAUGAUUGUUUUGCAGUCUCUGCAGCUCAGUUUGCCAAAAACGAUGGCCCAUAGCAAGCUGAAUGGGUUGAUGUGAAGUCUCCAUGGGAAAGCAAGACAUACUACAUUCCCAUAUGUGCCCAUAAAAAGGUAUUAGAAUAGAACAAGAAGAGAUGAGAGUAUUAAAUUAGCUGUGAGAAUUGUCGAAGGAGAACACGCAGUUGGAUGACAGGCAAGUUUCUUCUAUUUUUUGACCUAUCAAUCGAUCAUGGGACAUAUUGUGAAAAUGGUCAACUUCAGGAAUCAGGUUGUUUUGUUUUUGUUUAGUUCACAAUUACCCCUUAAUCAAUAUUCUCUGCCAAAUAAUGUUAGCUGUGCCAAAUAUCUUGACUGUGGCACCAGUUAUCAGUAAAUCCUAAUCAGUUUUGUGCAAUCGAAAUAAUCAGCUCUGAACAAGAGGAGUCAGAGUCGAACAGUAUUAGUGCCUCUAAUCACAGUUUGUUCAGCACUGCACAACUGCGUCGGACAUGUUAUUCGUUUGCCAUGUUGACUGAACUAUGACUAGCACUGAUUUUUUUUUGUUGUUGUUGUAAAUAUUAAAAGUGUUUAAAAGGUUCCUCUUUGAACCCUUUUAACGUGCAUUACUUCAUCAUGAAAUAAGGGUGUAGUAGGUCUUAAAAUGAGAGAUGUUUGGAAAAAUGAAGCAACCCCUGCAGGAAGUGUGCAUGGAUUUGAAUUGCAAAGAAGCCUAUUUAUUCUUUUCCUGAAAUAUUUUAGGUUUUUUUUGUCAUUAUUUGCUGUUGUAUGUGUGCACUUAUCGUGGACUAACUUGAAAAUUUCUCUUUCUUUUGAAUGUAUCCAGUAACAGCAGAUAAUAACCUAUACUGUAUAUUGAUUUCAUUAAUGGAUUUUAUCCAUUAUCACAGAAAGGGACGUGUGGUAUUUGUAAAUUGUAAAUAUGAAUACAAAAAAAGAAUAACUUUUUCCAGAAAAUAGAAAAAUAUCAAAUAAAAAUGGCCUAUAAAAUAAAUUAUGAUAAGAAAAAC